CAUAAGGGCCACGUUGUGAACACCUGCUGCGGGGACCAGCCUGCCGCUUCCCACCCCUCCCCGCACCCAAGCGAGACCUCAAGUUGACCUUCCACCCCGAAACUUUCCUCAGCCAGCGCAGCCACCGGCCGCCCAGUACGCAGGCGCGAGAAGGCGGGGCCCAACUCACGGCAGCCCCGCCUUCCGGGCGUGUAGACGUCACUGGACCGCGCCGCGCAAUAUCUGACGUGCCUGCGGCCCGCCUUCCGGAAGGAAACCCUGGCGGCUAACUAUGGCGACGGUGGCGGAGCAGUGGGUGCUGGUGGAGAUGGUCCAGGCGCUCUACGAGGCUCCUGCUUAUCAUCUUAUUUUGGAAGGAAUUUUAAUACUCUGGAUAAUCAGACUUCUUUUCUCUAAAACUUACAAGUUACAAGAACGAUCUGAUGUUACAGUCAAGGAAAAGGAAGAAUUGAUUGAAGAGUGGCAACCAGAACCUCUUGUUCCUCCUGUCUCAAAAGACCAUCCUGCUCUCAACUACAACAUCGUUUCAGGCCCUCCAAGCCAUAACAUUGUGGUGAAUGGAAAAGAAUGUAUAAACUUUGCCUCAUUCAAUUUUCUUGGACUGUUGGAUAACCCUAGGCUCAAGGCGGCAGCUUUGGCAUCUCUAAAGAAGUGUGGUGUGGGAACUUGUGGACCUAGAGGAUUUUAGGGCACAUUUGAUGUGCACUUGGAUUUGGAAGACCGCCUGGCAAAAUUUAUGAAGACAGAAGAAGCCAUUAUAUACUCAUAUGGAUUUGCCACCAUAGCCAGUGCUAUUCCUGCUUACUCUAAGAGAGGGGACAUUGUGUUUGUAAUCCUCGCAAGGCUCGUGUAACUCGACGUUUCAUUGUAGUCGAGGGGUUAUAUAUGAAUACUGGAACUAUUUGCCCUCUUCCAGAAUUGGUUAAGUUAAAAUACAGAUAUAAAGCAAGGAUCUUUCUGGAGGAAAGCCUUUCGUUUGGAGUCCUGGGGGAGCACGGCCGAGGAGUCACUGAACAUUUUGGAAUCGAUGAAGUGGAGAAAAGUUCACCGGCAGAACCCAGGGAAGAUCUGGGCUGAUUCCAGGCUGGCGUUGGGUUAAGCUGCAGUGCCUGAUUCAGGGGCAACCGCACUGGGCAACCGUCCAUCUGAGAGAUGAAAAUCCCUCAACUGCUGCUGGGGUGAGUCUCCUUGGUGGCCCAGAUGCAUUUCAGGGCCCAGCGCUCACUCCUGGCAGAAGCACUGCCCUGCAGUGGGCCCUGGAGCUGCCUCCAGUUCAGACACGGCCAGCUCACUCAGGGAUCACUCAGGGGCCAUUCAGGGCUCCCCCAUUUGGCUCGAUGAACCUUCAAGAGAAGGUAGGCCACUAGAAUCAUUUUCUACAUUCCAAAUAUUUAUCUGAUAUGAUCUUUGAACCCUUUAUAAAGAUAUUCUCUACAGGUGCAUAGUAGUAGUAUUAAAGAUCAUCAAUUAAGAGAAGACAUUUUAAUUAGAAACUAAUAUAGUCAUUGGAAAGAAUGUUUAUAUUUUGCUCAUUAUAGGGAACAGAGAUAGAGUUUGCUAAGGACCAAGGACUCCUGGCCCUGGGUCCUCUCAGUGGCUUCAGAACCAGGAUGGCCUCUGCCACAGUGUUUCCCAGAGCUGCUCCCAUCCAUCGACUCCUCCUAUUCAGAGAAGCGGAGAAAACCUGUCUAUAACAGGUCUCCUAAAAGACAGUGAGGGGUCACGGGGUCCCAGCUCAUGCAACUAACUUAUUCCUGCCUCUCUGUACCUUGAUGGGUAAUGGCCGGACCACAGGAAGUAUUUGCAACUCCUAGAAAAGAAGGGGAUUACAAAUUAACACAAUGUAAAUAUAAUAAAGUAAAAUGUUAUCCUAAAACAGA
Balaenoptera acutorostrata (minke whale) is the source of this 1880-nucleotide messenger RNA. RefSeq names its product serine palmitoyltransferase 1-like. Lineage: Eukaryota; Metazoa; Chordata; Mammalia; Artiodactyla; Balaenopteridae. The record is from RefSeq and is a predicted model, not a curated record. The transcript is spliced from 9 exons. Gene Ontology annotation, molecular function: serine C-palmitoyltransferase activity. Bases 272 to 688 code for a protein of 138 amino acids. Gene Ontology annotation, biological process: ceramide biosynthetic process; sphingosine biosynthetic process. Gene Ontology annotation, cellular component: endoplasmic reticulum.